AUGGCGGAGACGUCGUGCUUGACGAGCGCCCACGGCAACGCUCGCGCAGCGGCGAAGGAGUUCGACCAAGUCAAUUUCAUGCAGGCAUCCGAACAUCACCAGAGGGCAUCAGCAGACUUCGCCCGGGCGGCCAAAGGUACCAGCGACAGUGAAGCGCUACGAGUGCUCAAACUGUUGGAGGCGCAACAUCAAAAGCUCACGCAAUUGGUCAAACUCGAAGAUGCAUCUCACCAAGGCCCAAGCAAGGAAGCGGCCGAGGCGACAGAGGGAUCAAGACCAGUGAAAGCUGAACGGAGCACGACACCAUCUUCGAAGCCCUCAAGGUCUGCGAAGCCAGAGUCGACGACAUCGGCGCUAGCUUCUGCGCGCAUAAACAAGCAGUCACGGGACGCAUCGCCUUCUUUGGCUCGCGAUAUCGCAAGUCGACGAGGUAUACCGCAGGCCACACGACAACCAUCAGCUGCAGCGCAAGCCAGAGCACGGCAACUGUCUCCCGAAUCCAGGCGCAAAGCAGUACCAAAGGUGCCUCCAUCGAUCGUUGACAGUCAGGCGGAUCUUGCGCGCUCGAGAGUGACGAAAAGGCCGGACGACGACGAUGGCUUUGCGAAGUUCUACAGCAACCUGACCACCGGUACUAUGUCUAAGCUUUCGUCUGUCCUGGCCUAUGCUGGUCUGCCUUUGACUGCGGAAGACGCUGUCAAGUAUGAUCAGCCGAGCACUCAAAAGGCUGGUAAGCGAACCGUGAGCGCCAGCAAUGAUCCUGAUGUGAAGAAGAUCUUCUCAAAGGCGGCACUGGAGGCUAUCGAGGACGAGCAUCGCCAGCGCGGUACGCUUGGACGUGGCUUUGGCCCAGCGGAAAGCUUCUACGUCGUCCAGAAAGGCGGUGGGACCUACUCGUAUGCCGACAUCGCCAAAGCGCAGCAGCAGCAGGCCGCAGGAGAAGACUCAGAGCCGGAGUUCGUGGACGCCAAAGAAGUACGCAGCGCAGCCGCAUCUCAGUACGUUCGCAAGUCUCGCUCCAAGCGAGGAUCGUUCGGCAUGCCAAGGACGCAAGAGGAGCUGGAGCUGGAGAACUCGACGCUUAAGAAUACGCUCGAGCAACUGGCCGCCCGUCUGGCGAACUUUGAAGCGCAUGCUCAAGAUGCCUCCAUGGCUGCUUUGGAGCAGAGCAUGAUGAUUGUCAAACCGGGUCCUGCUACAGCCCAUGCGUCGACAUCAGACAAAAGCCCCACCCGUGAAGGUGGAGACAAGAUCGAUCCAGGUGUACAGGAGAGAUUGCGCCAGCUUGAGCUGCAAGUCGAGCAGCGGAGUAUGUCGGAGCAGGAGUGGAAGGAGAAGUCGGCAAAGCAGGCAAGAGAGCUGAAGAAGUAUCGGCAUUACUUUGACGAGCUCAAGUCUAGUGCCAAGGAGAAGGAGAAGACGAGGAUCGAGAAGAAGGAAACUUUUAGCGUUGGCGAUGGUGUCACUGGAGAGUAG
This is a messenger RNA of Saxophila tyrrhenica, 1476 nucleotides long. RefSeq lists its product as uncharacterized. The record is from RefSeq and is a predicted model, not a curated record. Bases 1 to 1476 code for a protein of 491 amino acids. NCBI's taxonomy places the organism in Eukaryota, Fungi, Ascomycota, Dothideomycetes, Mycosphaerellales, Extremaceae. The transcript is spliced from 2 exons.